AUGUCACAGAGCGAUGUAUCUAGGCACGAUGGUGCCGAAGGCUACACAAAGCUUGCGUGUCGCAGAGCGAUGUGGCUAGGCAUGAUGCUGCCGAAGGCAACACAAGAUGUGGCUAGGCAAGGGGGUGUCGAAGGCAACACAAAGCUUGCAUGUCACAAGGCGAUGUGGCUAGGCAUGGGGGCGCCGAAGGCAACACAAAGCUUGCGUGUUGCAAGGCAAUGUGGCUAG
This is a messenger RNA of Prunus armeniaca (apricot), 228 nucleotides long. NCBI's taxonomy places the organism in Eukaryota, Viridiplantae, Streptophyta, Magnoliopsida, Rosales, Rosaceae. The record is from the annotation of a GenBank genome assembly.